AAGAGGAAAAGGGAACGGGGAAAAUAGGAUGGAGAAUGAAAAGGACGAGGAGUGUGGCAACCUACUUGGUAUCGACUACUACGCCGCGCUCGGAUUGAAUCGCGGAUGCACCAACGAGGAUAUACGCAAAGCCUUCCGACGGCUGUCGCUUCGUUACCAUCCUGAGAGGCUCACUUCGAACGUCCGGGUCAGCGGGACUUGCGAUGCCCAACACUCUGCGUUUGCCAUCAUCGCCGAGGCUUACGAAGUCCUCUCGAAUCACCUCUACAGGGCGAUCUACGAUCAAUUCGGCGAGGCAAAGCUCAAAAAGAAAUUUCGUGGACCCGAUGGAUGCGUGCCACCCUACGUUUUCCAUGGCGAGCCCCUCCAAACUUAUCGAGAAUUCUUUGGAACUGAAAACCCUUACGCUGAUAUCCUCGAUAACUUGCGAAGUCCAGUGCCGCUCGAAGAUUGCCCAGAAGCUCCGAUAAAGAAAAAGGAUGAACCUAUAAUAAAGGCACUUCCAUUAACAUUGAACGAGGUCUUUUACGGCGGAAUAAAGAAAAUGAAGAUCCAACGGAUCGUUCUCGUGGGAGAGAACAACAAAGAGACGGCGCCGUCGACAGCUUUGGAGGAAAAAAUUCUCUCUAUACCGAUAAUGCCGGGAAUGCCUCCGGGAGCGAAAAUCGUCUUCCCUGAGGAAGGCGAUCAAGGACCGACGAAAAUUCCCGCGGAUGUGAUAUUCAUGACGGAGGACAAGCCGCACGAGACAUUCAAGAGGGAGGGCUCGGAUCUAAGGAUGACGGUUAAAGUGGCCCUGAGCGAGGCCUUAACCGGGACUAUCGUCACCGUCAAUACCAUCGACGAGCGAAUUCUCCGCGUCCCCAUUACGUCCGUCAUCUCACCGAAGUACGUGAAAACAAUAUCGGGCGAGGGUCUGCCGUUGGUCGAGGAUCCGGAGCGCCGCGGCAAGUUAAUAAUCGAUUUCGAUGUCCAGUUCCCGGAGUAUCUACCCCCCUCCAAUAAAAAGUACGUGCAGAUGGCUUUAGCAACGGAGCAAGAAGGGGCCGGUGACAACGACGCUAACAUCGAGGGCAACAAGCGCCUCGUGCACCGGAUGCUCCUGGAUGGCAAGAUGUACACGAGCUGCCGACAUUGAGGGAUGCACAGCUGCUCUCAUGCCUCUCUCUCUCUCUCUCUCUCUCUCU
Ceratosolen solmsi marchali is the source of this 1187-nucleotide messenger RNA. Its product is annotated as dnaJ homolog subfamily B member 13. Bases 29 to 1138 code for a protein of 369 amino acids. Gene Ontology annotation, cellular component: cytosol. The transcript has 6 exons. The record is from RefSeq and is a predicted model, not a curated record. Gene Ontology annotation, molecular function: protein-folding chaperone binding. Lineage: Eukaryota; Metazoa; Arthropoda; Insecta; Hymenoptera; Agaonidae.